CUAGCAGCAGCAAGGAAAGCACCCCCUCAGCCAAUUCGAGAAACACUGCCACCACUCAUGCACCCACUGCACCCACCCGCAGCAUCCACUCGGCCCGGACACCACACCGCCGACAUCCGCAGCCGUCCUCAUGGGGGCGUAGGGGGGCGCCUCGUCUCGCUUGUUGAGGGGUGUGUGUGGGGGGCCGGUGCGGGGGGUGUGGGGGCAGGAGAAGUGGCCCGAGCGGGCCAUGCGGACGCGGUCCUGUCUGUCCCCCCAGGCCGAUCGGCCCUUCCCCCUUGGUGUGGGUGGAGACGUUAAUGGUGGUGGCCCAAAGUAGCGGCGGGGGCCGAGGAAGAGGUCCUUCUCCCUCCAGACGGUCGGCCGCUCGGCGUCCAGGGCGUCAGGGUCGGGGAGGGGGGCGGGACCGAACUCUGCGCUGAACUCGCAGAGCUUGUCCCGGUCGGCGGCCAGAGCCUGCAUCCUCUGCAGGCUGCACGCACGCACACACGCAGACAAACAGACUGUUUGUUGUGGUGGUGCAGCUCUCCUUUCCCCAACAAGUUCUCUCUUCUCCCUCCCUCCCUCCCUCCCUCCCGUCCCCCCUCUAGCUCUGUUGUGUUGCAUGCUUACGUUUCCGUGCCUCCCCUGUCCGGGUGCAGCCGACUGUCUUUGGCCACUGCACAUACAGAAGACAGACACACACAGAAGAAAAACAACCGUUCAGCCCAAGCCGCCACAAGCCAACACAUCGGCGAGACGGACUCGUCUCAUGCAGGUCUUCGCAUGGGGUGGCAAGGCCCAUGCAGCCGAGUCAGCGUACAUUUGCGGGUUAGAGGCACAUCGUUGGCGACCACAUUCUUGACUUAUUGUGUGCGAUAAAAGGGUCCCUAACGUCCACUUCGCCCACUGCAACACACCCCGCAGCCCUACUCGUUGCUUUGCUUACAUGUGCGGCGAAAUCCGGCAUCGAUGACGGCCUUGGAGGCGUUGUCGACAUGCCGGAGGCCGUAGAGGUCGGCCGACAGCUGCACCCUCGUCCCGUCCCUCACCGCGUCCCUGGCGGCGAGCACCCUCUUCCAGAGGUGCACGUCGCGCCGCUGGAGCCUCCUGAGGGCCCCAGGUCCGAGGGCGCCCAGCUGCCCCCGCGCCAUUCGCCUGUCCUCGAGGAGCUCGGGGCUCCGGUACGCCGCCAGCAGAGGGGACACUGGGGCGUGUGUCUCCUCGCCCAGCCGACGGCCGAAGAAGCCGUAGUCGCUGACCUCCCUGUCCCUCAGCAGAGCAGGCGGCUCUGUGAGGGCAGGGGCGGCGUGGGUGGUGGCUGAGGGCUGGGAGGGAGGGCCGAACGGCACCAUCGCCGGGGGGGGAGCGAGGAGUGCCGUUGAUGAUGCCAU
Molecule: messenger RNA, 1373 nt
Organism: Vitrella brassicaformis
Lineage: Eukaryota; Vitrellaceae
Source: the annotation of a GenBank genome assembly